UGCUCCAGGUGAGUGUUGGACAGGUGUUUAGCGGCAGAGAAAGCACAAAGUGACUCCGUGUUCCUGCUGCACGGCGCAGGCAGGCUGGGCUGAGUCUCCACGGUUCUCAUGGUGUGUUUAAGGCCCUCUCGUGUCGGACAUUCCUCCAUCAGUCACAUCAGACACUUCGUUUGAAUCUCUCUGACAGCGCGAUGGCAGAAGUCGCCCCAGCCGCACCCGCAGCCGCUCCGGUCGCUCCGGCUAAAGCACCGAAGAAGAAAUCCACCAAGCCCAGCAAGAAGACCGGUCCCAGCACCAGAGACCUCAUCCUGAAGGCCGUGUCCGCCUCCCAGGACCGGAAAGGUAUGUCUUACGUCGGCCUGAGGAAAGCGCUGGCUGCCGGUGGCUACGACGUGGAACGCAAGGGAGUCCACGUCAGACGCUCCGUCAAGAGUCUGCUGACGGCCGGACAGCUGGUGCAGACCUCGGGGUCAGGCGUGUCCGGAUCCUUCAAGGCUGCCAAGGUGGAGAAGAUCAAGAAGGCAGCCAAGAAAUCCGCCGUCAAAGCCACCAAGUCACCGGCCAAGAAGGCCACCGUCAAGAAGCCCAAAGUCAAGACCACACCCAAGACCAAAGCUGCUACACCAAAGAAGAAGCAGUCCAUCAAGAAGGUGACAAAGAGCC
Messenger RNA from Larimichthys crocea (large yellow croaker), 663 nucleotides. Its product is annotated as histone H1-like. The record is from RefSeq and is a predicted model, not a curated record. The annotation marks the transcript as partial. The transcript has a single exon. Gene Ontology annotation, cellular component: nucleosome. Gene Ontology annotation, biological process: nucleosome assembly. Lineage: Eukaryota; Metazoa; Chordata; Actinopteri; Sciaenidae. Gene Ontology annotation, molecular function: structural constituent of chromatin; DNA binding.